Messenger RNA from Rubroshorea leprosula, 581 nucleotides. Lineage: Eukaryota; Viridiplantae; Streptophyta; Magnoliopsida; Malvales; Dipterocarpaceae. The record is from the annotation of a GenBank genome assembly.
AAACUCGUCUAGCGAUCAAUUCACAUUCCAAUCCUUUCAAGUUCCUCUUUACAUACAUCCUCUUAACCUGCGAAAAUGUCUUCCGGCGGAUGUGGUUGCGGAUCCGGCUGCAAGUGCGGCAAUGGCUGCAGACUAAAACAUGGUGUCUUGUGGUCUACAUAUGUAUUAUCAAUACAACAUCUUGCCGUAAAUAAGACAGCCGUGAAUUUGGCUUCGAUCUCUGUUUAUGUCCUGUGUUUGGUCGCUGACUUAGCUGCAGCAUUGGAUGGUAGAAAAGGAGUCCCACCAUGGGAACAGCUACAAGAUUUAGUCUUAGAACUUGAGCCACCAAGAAGUUAUGCCUGAUUGAUCAUCCUUGGUGGUGGCAAAUGAAAUCUAUGAGACACAUGCUGAAGAAAUUUAUGAAGAAUUACGAGAAGGACACAAGGUGUUCCAAUCGAAUCUAGUGUGUGCUCUUGGAGGAAGCGGUACCAAAGUUGAAAGCCGGUCUUAGAAUGCUCGUGAAUAGUGGUGAAAGUUCAAACAAACAUAGUCCACAAAAUAUUUAUGUUGAUUAGCUACAAGAAAAUGUUUGGCAUUGC